Dalotia coriaria is the source of this 2201-nucleotide messenger RNA. Its product is annotated as heat shock protein 70 A1-like. Gene Ontology annotation, cellular component: plasma membrane; cytoplasm; cytosol. Lineage: Eukaryota; Metazoa; Arthropoda; Insecta; Coleoptera; Staphylinidae. Gene Ontology annotation, molecular function: ATP binding; ATP-dependent protein folding chaperone. The transcript has a single exon. The record is from RefSeq and is a predicted model, not a curated record. Bases 158 to 2092 code for a protein of 644 amino acids.
AGCGGCAAUUCAGUUCAAUUCAAACAAGCGACAAGUAAACAACUAAACAGAACAGAUCAAGUUCUCUGCGACCUAAAGCGAUCAGAAAUUGUUUUCAUCGGCUAACAAUAAAUUAUCAGUUAAUAUCAAAUCAAGUAAAGUGAAAAAAGUGAAUACAAUGUCUUCAUCGAAAGCAAUUGGCAUCGACCUGGGUACCACCUACUCCUGCGUUGGAGUGUGGCAACAGGGAAAAGUUGAGAUCAUCGCCAACGACCAAGGCAACCGAACCACCCCAAGUUAUGUUGCCUUCAGCGACACCGAGCGACUCAUUGGCGAUGCCGCCAAGAAUCAAGUGGCGAUGAAUCCAAGCAACACCAUCUUCGACGCGAAACGACUGAUUGGGCGCAAAUACGAUGAUCCCAAAAUCGCUGCCGACAUCAAACACUGGCCCUUCAAAGUGGUAAACGACAAUGGCAAACCAAAGAUUCAAGUGGAAUUCAAAGGUGAGACCAAAAAAUUCCCACCAGAGGAGAUUUCUUCGAUGGUUUUGACGAAAAUGAAGGAAACCGCUGAGGCAUACCUGGGACAUCCGGUGAAGAACGCAGUUAUUACCGUUCCCGCAUAUUUCAACGAUUCUCAAAGGCAAGCUACCAAAGAUGCGGGUGUUAUUGCCGGUAUAAAUGUUUUGAGAAUCAUCAAUGAACCAACCGCAGCGGCUUUGGCUUACGGUUUGGACAAAAAUUUGAAAGGGGAACGAAACGUUUUGAUUUUCGAUCUUGGUGGAGGUACCUUUGAUGUAUCCAUCUUGACUAUUGAUGAAGGAUCCCUCUUUGAAGUUAAAUCAACUGCUGGUGACACUCAUCUUGGCGGUGAAGAUUUCGACAACCGUUUGGUUGAUCAUUUUGCUGACGAGUUCAAGAGAAAAUACAAAAAGGACCUGAAAACAAAUCCCAGGGCUUUGAGACGUCUUCGCACAGCUGCCGAACGCGCAAAGAGAACCCUAUCGUCUUCUACUGAAGCCACGCUUGAGAUUGAUGCCCUGUUUGAAGGAGUUGACUUCUAUACCAAGAUAAGCCGCGCUAGAUUCGAAGAAUUAUGUUCGGAUCUCUUCAGAGGAACAUUGCAGCCAGUGCAGAAAGCUUUGGCAGAUGCCAAGAUGGACAAGGGACAGAUCCAUGACGUGGUACUGGUUGGCGGUUCAACCAGAAUCCCGAAAGUUCAAAGUUUGCUGCAGAACUUCUUCUGUGGUAAAUCUUUGAAUCUAUCCAUCAAUCCAGACGAGGCAGUUGCUUACGGAGCUGCAGUCCAAGCAGCCGUUUUGAGUGGUGACACUGAUUCCAAGAUCCAAGAUGUCCUCCUCGUUGAUGUUACUCCACUUUCCAUGGGAAUUGAAACAGCCGGCGGGGUAUUAUCGAAGAUCAUCGAGAGAAACGCACGCAUUCCAUGCAAACAAUCGCAGAUGUUUACCACCUACGCAGACAAUCAACCGGCUGUCACCAUUCAAGUCUACGAGGGUGAACGUGCGAUGACCAAAGAUAAUAACUUAUUGGGGACAUUUGAUCUCACUGGAAUUCCGCCAGCUCCACGUGGUGUGCCCCAAAUUGAAGUUACAUUUGAUCUAGACGCGAAUGGUAUUUUGAAUGUUUCUGCGAAGGAUACCAGCUCGGGAAAACAGAAAAACAUUACCAUCAAGAAUGACAAGGGUAGACUAUCUCAGCAGGAUAUUGAAAGGAUGCUGGCUGAUGCCGAGCGGUACAAAUCAGAGGACGAGAAACAGAAGAACCGUGUUGCGGCUCGUAAUCAAUUGGAAGGUUACAUUUUCCAAGUGAAGCAAGCUGUAGAAGAUGCCGGGGAUAAACUCAGUGAGGAUGAUAAAGCUAAAGUUAGGACUGAAUGCGACAAUGCCCUGAAAUGGUUGGAUACUAACACUCUGGCUGAGCAAGAUGAGUUCACCGAGAAACAGAAGGAGCUAACGAAGAUCUGCAGCCCAAUCAUGAGCAAGUUGUAUCAACAAGGAGCUCCCGAAGGUGCUGGACGUCAGGGUGGCACAUGCGGACAACAAAGCGGUGGAUUUGGAAAAGGAGGUGGACCUACCAUUGAAGAAGUAGACUAAUUUAUCAAGUCUAGAAUAGAAAUAUUUAUGCGUAACUUUUGUGAUUGGUAAAACUUAAAUUAUUCCUGUAUUAUUAGUUCUAUAAUAAAAUAAAGCAUUUAAAAUAUAA